UGGCACCAGAGGUUACGAAGGGAGGACAUGGCUAAGAAUUAAAAGUCAACACCAAUGGAAUAAAGUUAAUAUUGGACUGCAUCAGCCCAGGCUUGAAGAAAUUCUUUGCCAGCCUUAAGUGUUGAUUCUGUCAACACACCAGAGGGAGUACUUAAAAUAGAAGCGUGAAGUUCAUCUUUGGACAUCAAAUGGAUUUAACAAGUUCAUAGCAUGUGUGAAGCUUAAUAAACCAUAACAAUGAUGAAGCCUUUAUCUUUCAAAAUCACCUCAGACCGCUUGCCGCUGUGUGUCUUUCUCAGUCUUCUCUGGGGUGUCACUGACUCCAAUACAUCAUCAGCACCAAACACAACGUUGACAGCAACAGUGACAAAUGCAACAGAAGCAGAAACGACAACCACAGUGUUAACCACUCCAAUGACAAGCCCUUCCACCACAAAACUACCUCCUCGUAAUGCGGAAGACUUUAAAUCAGUGGGACAAAGUGAGACUAGUAUAACUCUGCAGUGGAAGAAAGUGAACGGCAUCCUCAACUACACACUUGUGUACAGUGAGGGAGAAAUAAAUGUCACUGCAUCGGCGGAACAUGAACAAGUGACACACACCAUUUCAGAUCUCACAAGUGGGACUAAAUACGGUUUUAGUCUCUUCACUGUGUUUGAAAAUGUCAGAAGCAGCGGAAUAAACGUCACUGCAUUUACAGCUCCUGAAAACGUUUGGGACGUGAAGGUGUUGACACAAUUUGAGAGCAGUAUAACUCUGAAGUGGAACAAGGUUAACAACAUCUCAACAUAUAUCCUACAAUAUCACGUCAGUGGUAGUACAAUAGAGAAGAAAAUCAAUGCAUCUCAUCAAGAGGCAUCCGUUACACAUGUGGUAGCUUCGCUUACUGCUGGGACAAAAUAUAAUUUCAAUCUCAUCACUGUGUUUGAGGGACUCAACAGCACUGGAUACACAUUUGAAGCUGUGACAGCUCCUCGUAAUGCGGAAGACUUUAAAUCAGUGGGACAAAGUGAGACUAGUAUAACUCUGCAGUGGAAGAAAGUGAACGGCAUCCUCAACUACACACUUGUGUACGGUGAGGGAGAAAUAAAUGUCACUGCAUCAGCAGAACAUGAACAAGUGACACACACAAUUUCAGAUCUCACAAGUGGGACUAAAUACGAUUUCAGUCUCUUCACUGUGUUUGAAUACGUCAGAAGCAGCGGAGUAAACGUCACUGCAGUCACUGCUCCUCGUAAUGCAGAAGGGUUUAAAUCAGUGGGACAAAGUGAGACUAGUAUAACUCUGCAGUGGAAGAAAGUGAACGGCAUCCUCAACUACACACUUGUGUACAGUGAGGGAGAAAUAAAUGUCACUGCAUCAGCGGAACAUGAACAAGUGACACACACCAUUUCAGAUCUCACAAGUGGGACUAAAUACAGUUUCAGUCUCUUCACUGUGUUUGAAAACGUCAGAAGCAGCGGAGUAAACGUCACUGCAUUUACAGCUCUUGAAAACGUUUGGUACGUGAAGGUGUUGACACAAUUUGAGAGCAGUAUAACUCUGAAGUGGGACAAGGUUAACAACAUCUCAACAUAUAUCCUACAAUAUCACGUCAGUGGUAGUACAAUAGAGAAGAAAAUCAAUGCAUCUCAUCAAGAGGCAUCCGUUACACAUGUGGUAGCUUCGCUUACUGCUGGGACAAAAUAUAAUUUCAAUCUCAUCACUGUGUUUGAGGGACUCAACAGCACUGGAUACACAUUUGAAGCUGUGACAGCUCCUCGUAAUGCGGAAGACUUUAAAUCAGUGGGACAAAGUGGGACCAGUAUAACUCUGCAGUGGAAGAAAGUGAACGGCAUCCUCAACUACACACUUGUGUACAGUGAGGGAGAAAUAAAUGUCACUGCAUCAGCAGAACAUGAACAAGUGACACACACAAUUUCAGAUCUCACAAGUGGGACUAAAUACGAUUUCAGUCUCUUCACUGUGUUUGAAUACGUCAGAAGCAGCGGAGUAAACGUCACUGCAGUCACUGCUCCUCGUAAUGCAGAAGGGUUUAAAUCAGUGGGACAAAGUGAGACUAGUAUAACUCUGCAGUGGAAGAAAGUGAACGGCAUCCUCAACUACACACUUGUGUACAGUGAGGGAGAAAUAAAUGUCACUGCAUCAGCGGAACAUGAACAAGUGACACACACCAUUUCAGAUCUCACAAGUGGGACUAAAUACGGUUUCAGUCUCUUCACUGUGUUUGAAAACGUCAGAAGCAGCGGAGUAAACGUCACUGCAUUUACAGCUCCUGAAAAUGUUGAGAGUGUGACUGUGUUGUCCCAAAAUGUGAGUAGUAUAACUCUGAUGUGGAACAAGGUUAACAACUUCUCAACUUACAUCCUGCAAUAUGAUAACAAUAACAGUCCCAUUACGGGAAAGAACAAUGCGUCUCAUCAAGAGGCAUCUGUUACACAUGUGGUACAUUCGCUUACUGCUGGGACAAAAUAUAAUUUCAGUCUCAUCACUGUGUAUGGGGGACUCAACAGCACUGGAUACACAUUUGAAGCUGUGACAGUUCCACCAACGGUGUCUUCGGUCAAUGUGACUGAACGCUCUGCGACCAGCAUAACUCUGAAGUGGUACAAUGUGGAUAAAGACUGGAGCUACUUGCUUCAGAUUGAUGGCAUUACCGUGACAGUUACCACAGAUGUAUUCCCAAAUGUAGUGUCACAUUCAGUCACGUCUCUCAGGCCUGGGAGAGAGUAUCGAUACAGUGUGAUCACAGUGUUCUCUGGACUCAACAGCACUGCCUAUGAAAGCUUCACAGUAACAGCCAUAGACUGCACCAGUGUAGCCUGGCAUGUUACUAACUCAUCGAUCCAAGGGAUGGUUGAAGGCCUAUUCUCGAAUGCAACUGCCACUAAUAAAGAAACUCAUGUCAGUCCUGGAGGCAGCAAUGUGUCAUUCACUGGCCUUUACCCUGGCGCAACCUAUGAGGUGUCUCUUGUGUACGAAAGACAUUCUACACGCUUUGAGCAAUGUCGCCAAAAUCUAACAAUCCUUCCUCCAAAUUUAAUUGCUCACUGUGAGUACCGGGAAGCUGGCUAUUCUAUCUUUAUUGCCUGGAAUAAACCAGACGGUGUGUGGACUGCAGUGGAGGUGAACGUGACCGGGAAAACUCACCAUGUAACUGAAAAGGGGAAACAGCAUACUGAAAUAUCAGGAUUCCUACCUGCCAAAACAUAUGAAGUGUCUGUCACUUCACUAUCUGGGACUCUAAGGAGUUAUGAACCAUUUGUUUUUCUGUGUUCGACUGAUCCAAGGGGGGUCAUUGCAGGAUCAGUACUUGCUGGGCUGCUUUUUGGUGCCCUGGUCUGUCUGGCUGUCUUCGUUUUGUUUAUAAGACCAGAUUUAAUCAGAAAAAAGCCAUUCAUUCAUGGAUCCAAACUAUAUAAUGAAAGGUCAAAAUCUGUUUCUUUAGCAAAGUUUCCAGACCACUUCUCCGAGUUAAGUGUGGAUGACAACAGAGGUUUUAGCCAAGAAUAUGAGCACCUUGCUCCCAUUGGCACAGAGCAGACACGAAAAGCAGCUCUUUUACCUGAGAACAAAGCGAAGAAUCGUUUCAACAAUGUCCUGCCAUAUGACUGGUGUCGAGUGAAGCUAAAUACAUCAAAUCUCAAUGGGACCUCUGACUACAUUAAUGCCAGUUAUAUGCCAGGCUACAACAGCAACAGAGAGUACAUCGCAACUCAGGGUCCUCUGCCCUCCACAGUCAACGAUUUCUGGAGGAUGAUUUGGGAACAGAGAGUGAAAGGCAUCGUCAUGGUAACCAACUGCACUGAGGGAGGACGGAUCAAGUGUGAACGAUACUGGCCUGCAGACAGCAGGCCUUGCCAUUACGGAGAGCUCUUGGUCACCAUCAGAUCUGACCAAAAUGAGCCCAACUGGAAUUUGAGGAAAUUUAGUGUGAAACAUAAAAACACCUCAGAAGAGCGCACAGUGAAACAUUUCCACUUCACAGCCUGGCCUGACCACGGAGUCCCACAGAGCACCGAAGUCCUGAUCCAGUUCAGAGGAAUGGUGAGGUGGCACAUAGAGAGAGAGGGGGCUGGAGCACCAACUGUGGUUCACUGCAGUGCCGGAGUGGGCAGGACAGGAACGAUCAUUGCCCUGGAUGUGCUGCUUCAGCAGCUUGACAAAAAAAGAGCAGUGGGCAUCAAUGCUUUUGUGCACAAGAUGAGACUGAGUCGACCAUACAUGGUGCAGACAGAGUCCCAGUAUGUUUUCCUGCACCAAUGCAUCAUGGACUGUCUGCAGCCACGUGAGAAGACUGAAGAGAGCAUAUAUGAGAAUGGAGAUGUGAUAUACGCCAAUGCCACUGCACUCCAAGAGUUUCGUUAACACAAGACAAAUGCCUAACCUCAAAAAGAAUGUCAGCCCUGCAGUCAGUCUUUUAUGCACUUAAUCAAAAUGUUAUUCUAAAGUCAACAUACUGUCUUUUUUUAUAAACUGUAAAUAUGAAAAAGAUUUAUGAUUUAUAUAUUUACUGGAUAUGCAUAGCACGAAUUAGGUUUAAUUUAACUUUUAAAUUGUGUUCCUCUUAUGUGCCAAAUAUGUAUUAUUUUUUUAUUGUUAG
Xiphias gladius (swordfish) is the source of this 4603-nucleotide messenger RNA. Its product is annotated as receptor-type tyrosine-protein phosphatase H-like. Gene Ontology annotation, molecular function: protein binding; protein tyrosine phosphatase activity. The coding region runs from base 238 to 4368 and encodes 1376 amino acids. The record is from RefSeq and is a predicted model, not a curated record. Lineage: Eukaryota; Metazoa; Chordata; Actinopteri; Istiophoriformes; Xiphiidae. Gene Ontology annotation, biological process: protein dephosphorylation. The transcript is spliced from 23 exons.